This is a messenger RNA of Oncorhynchus gorbuscha (pink salmon), 5387 nucleotides long. RefSeq names its product phosphorylase b kinase regulatory subunit alpha, liver isoform-like. Gene Ontology annotation, cellular component: phosphorylase kinase complex. Gene Ontology annotation, molecular function: calmodulin binding. The record is from RefSeq and is a predicted model, not a curated record. Lineage: Eukaryota; Metazoa; Chordata; Actinopteri; Salmoniformes; Salmonidae. The transcript is spliced from 30 exons. Gene Ontology annotation, biological process: glycogen metabolic process. Bases 438 to 4142 code for a protein of 1234 amino acids.
GAAAACAAACCAGGCACCGUUUGUUGGUUUAAAUCGAGAUCUAUGUUAUGUUAAAAAAACAUAACAGAUUCUAACAAUAAUUCAUAUAUGUAAUAACCAACUCAUCUUCUCUACGUUGGCUGCUCUAGCGCCCCCUUUAUGGCAACUGUAUACCGGACAUUCUGUCCACAUCAGGAAGAGGAGAGGCACAUUGAGAGACCGAGAGAGAAGCAGUAAUCUGUUACAUGUGAAGGAAUGGUGUAUGUUGAGCUAAAAACACCUCUGCGACGUGAAGUAUUCGGUCAUAUUUUGACACUGAUGCUACUGCGCUGGAGCAACUAGGAGUUUUAUGAAAUGCGUUGAAUGGAUGUGGAAUUGUUAGCUGCUACUGCAAAGCUGUCAACAGCGAUAUUUAUGCAUUGCACAAUAACUGAUGGGUUCAAGAUAGAGACGGCAACAUGCGGAGCCGCAGUAACUCAGGUGUGAAGCUCGAUGGAUUCGCCAGGCUCGUUCAUGAGACUAUUCUAUGUCACCAGAACCCAGUAACAGGCCUGUUGCCCUGCAGUGUCCAGCUGCCAGAUGCCUGGGUGCGUGACAAUGUCUACAGCAUCCUGGCGGUGUGGGGUCUGGGGAUGGCUUACAGGAAGAACGCUGACCGGGAUGAGGACAAGGCCAAGGCCUACGAACUGGAGCAGAGUGUUGUCAAGCUGAUGCAAGGGCUGCUCCAGUGUAUGAUGCGACAGGUGGCCAAGGUGGAGAAGUUUAAACACACUCAGAGCCCUAAGGACUGUCUGCACGCCAAGUACCACACCCCCACCUGUGCUACCGUGGUGGGGGACGAUCAGUGGGGACACCUGCAGGUUGAUGCCACCUCUCUGUACCUGCUGGUUUUGGCUCAGAUGACUGCCUCAGGUACCGUGUCUUCUGUCAUAUCAACCCUGCAUGAAGUGGCUUUUAUCCAGAACCUGGUCUUCUACAUUGAGGCUGCUUAUAAAGUUGCGGAUUAUGGAAUGUGGGAGCGAGGGGACAAGACCAAUCAGGGGAUCCCAGAACUGAACGCCAGCUCUGUGGGGAUGGCCAAGGCUGCAUUGGAGGCCAUUGAUGAGCUGGACCUCUUUGGGGCUCAUGGAGGACCCAAGUCUGUCAUUCACGUUUUGCCGGACGAGGUGGAGCAUUGCCAGGCUAUCCUGUGCUCCAUGCUGCCACGAGCCUCCACCUCUAAAGAGAUCGAUGCUGGUCUCCUGUCAAUCAUCUCCUUCCCUGCCUUCGCUGUGGAGGAUGCAGACCUGGUCACCAUCACUAAGACUGAGAUCAUAUCCAGGCUACAGGGACGCUAUGGCUGCUGCCGUUUCAUCAGAGAUGGAUACAGAUGCCCAAGAGAGGACCCGUCCCGUCUCCACUACGACCCGGCUGAACUCAAACUGUUUGAGAAUAUAGAAUGUGAAUGGCCAGUGUUCUGGACCUACCUCAUUCUGGACGGCAUCUUCAACGGAGACCUAGUACAGGUGCAGGAGUACAGAGAUGCGCUGGGAGAAGUCCUGAUCAGAGGGAAGCCCGGGAUCCGCCUGAUGCCUGAGCUCUACGCUGUCCCACCUGAAAAGAUGGAGGAAGAGUACGGGAACCCUCACUCCGUGGACAGAGUGGCUAUGGGUCAGUUACCUCACAUGUGGGGACAGUCCCUCUACAUCGUUGGUUCUCUGCUGGCCGAGGGAUUCCUCGCCACUGGAGAGAUCGACCCUCUCAACAGGCGAUUCUCCACCAAUUUCAAGCCGGACGUAGUUGUACAAGUGUGUGUGUUAGCGGAGUCGAAGGAGAUCCAGGAGCUGCUGAAGAACGAUGAAAUAGAGGUCCAGACCAUCGCUGAGGUCCAGCCCAUCAGGGUCAUGCCUGCUCGCAUCCUCAGCCACGUCUAUGUCAAACUGGGAAACUGCAAGAAGUUGAAUCUGAGCGGGAGGCCAUACAGGCACAUUGGAGUUCUGGGAACUUCGAAAUUCUACGAGAUCCGGAACCGUACCUACACAUUCACCCCUCAGUUCCUGGACCAGCAUCACUUCUACCUGGCUCUGGACAACCAGAUGAUAGUGGAGAUGCUAAGGACGGAGCUGUCCUAUCUCUCCUCCUCCUGGAGAAUGACCGGACGCCCUACCCUGACUUUCCCCAUCACACACAGCAUGCUGGUGGAUGAUGGUGAGAGCAUCGACCCGUGUAUUCUGUCCACUCUGAGGAAGCUGCACGAUGGAUAUUUCGGAGGGGCAAGGGUUCAGAUGGCAAACAUCUCCAGCUUCCAGACUACCUCGUUCCACACAGAGCUCAGCUUCCUCGACGGAGACACCGAUGACGACCUGCUGGACAAUGAAGAAGAUGAGGAAGACGAAGAAGAAAGUUAUGUCCCCUCAGGCAGCUCCAAGGACAUGUUUGACCACUACCUCAGCCAGCUGAUGCAGAGCACAGCCACCAAGUGUCAUCUCCCUCCCAUCCAGAGGGGGCAGCACCACGUGUUUAGUGCUGAACACACCACCAGAGACAUCCUCUCCUUCAUGGCCCAGGUCCAAGGCCUCAACAUGCCCAAGGCCUCCAUGUAUCUUCCCAUGACUCCCAUCAUGAACAAGCACCGUAAAUCCCUCAACCUGCUGCACGUGUCCCAGCACACACCGCUCCAUCCACACCACCACCACACGCCACAACAACAGCCCAAGGCCCCCAGUAUUGCAGACCUCCACCUGCCGCGAGACUCCCAGGGUAACACAGACUUUGGGUCUCUGGUGAGACAGUUGAAGGAGUGUCCCACACUGCAGGACCAGGCAGACAUACUAUAUAUCCUCUGUGUGAUGAAAGGUGCUGAUUGGCUGGUGGACGUGGGGGGUCAGGGCGGGGUCAGUGUGAGGUGUCUACUGGAGGAGCUGUAUGCCCAGGCUGGGGCCAACAAGGAGUGGGGUCUGAUCAGAUACAUCUCUGGUAUCCUGAGGAAGAGAGUGGAGGUGCUGGCUGAGGCCUGUACAGAUCUCAUCUCCCACCACAAGCAGCUGACAGUGGGGUUACCACCGGAGCCCAGGGAGAAAGUCAUCUCGGCGCCUCUUCCUCCAGAAGAACUCAACUCUCUGAUCUAUGAGGCCAGUGGGCAGGACAUCAGCAUCGCUGUGCUCACUCAGGAGAUCAUGGUGUACCUGGCCAUGUACGUCCGCUCCCAGCCUGCUCUGUUUGGGGACAUGCUGCGUCUCCGAAUCGGACUCAUCAUGCAGGUGAUGGCUACAGAGCUGGCCCGCAGUCUACACUGCUCAGGGGAGGAGGCCUCUGAGAGCCUGAUGAACUUGAGUCCAUCAGACAUGAAGAACCUGCUGCACCACAUCCUCAGUGGGAAGGAGUUUGGGGUGGAGAGGAGCAUGCGUCCUAUGCAGUCCUCGGCCACCAGCCCGGCUGUCUCCAUCCAUGAGCUGGGUCACACUGGGGCCACUAAGACGGAGCGCACCGGCAUCCGCAAGCUGAAGCGUGAGAUCAAACAGAUGAGUAACAGUGGCUAUUCCAUCAGCAGCAACGUCACCUCUCCCCGUUCCACGCGGUGCAGCAGCCCCUCCACCCCCAGUGGUAUCCUGUCCCCUGUAGGCCCCGGGGGGUCAGACAGCCACCUGCAGUGGGAGGAGCGGCAGGGCCAGUGGCUGAGGAGGAGACGGCUGGAUGGGGCCAUCAACAGGGUCCCAAUGGGCUUCUACCAGAAGGUGUGGAAGAUCCUGCAGAAGUGUCACGGCCUGUCAAUAGAUGGAUACGUGCUGCCUUCCUCUACUACCAGAGAGAUGACAGAAGGUGAGAUCAAGUUUGCGGUGCACGUGGAGUCUGUUCUGAACCACGUCCCCCAGCCAGAGUACCGACAGCUGCUGGUGGAGGCUGUGAUGGUGCUGACGCUGGUGGCUGACAUGGAUGUGGACAACAUCGGAGGAAUCAUCCUGAUCGACCGCAUCGUACACAUGGCCAAUGACCUCUUCUUACAGGACCAGAGGACCCAUGGAGCCAACGAGUACUUCCUGGAGAAGGAUCCAGCCACGGGGAUAUGCCACUUCUUCUAUGACAGCGCCCCUAGUGGCAGCUACGGUACCAUGACCUACCUCUCCAAGGCUGUGGUCACAUACCUACAAGACUUCCUGCCACAGUCUACCUGUCUCAUGCAAUGAGGUCUCAGACUGGGUUUGAUGUAGAGCACUCUCUCCCUGGCCUCGCAGGCAGCUAAUCAAGAGAGUCUAGUCAAGUAAUAUAUUAUAGUGUGGAACGAAAUACUACUGCCUCGUUCCAAUUCUCCCCAAGUGUACACUCGUUCACUCCCGUUCAAGGAUGAUUUAAAAUCAUUGGGAUUGAAUUCUUGAAGUGAAUGAGUGCACACUUCAGAGAGAAGGGGGUGAACUAGACUUAGGUAGGAAGUUGGAUGGGGUUUGACCUAUGACCUAUGACUAAGAUAUUCACAACACACACUCUACUCAAAGGAGUUUUAUUGCAGCUAAUUGAUUGAUUAUAAUCAAUAAUAUAGCAGGUUUGAAAUUAAAUAUAUAAUUACUUAUAAUUAAAUAUAUGUUUGUUUUUUAUUUUGAGUGUUGGAUGACACACGGUACUAAAAUUAUUUAUAAUUUUAACAUUUAAUAUAUAUGUGUAAAUCAGACGGAGUUGUUUAAAACGAUCUAAUAUGAUAUAAUGAGUGUAUUUGACCUUGCCCUCCUCUAUUGUAUCAGUCUCACCCUGUGUUGUGGGGUUAUAAACCUAUCCAGAAGUUACUAUGUUAUCCCGUGUUGAAGUACUGCAGCUGACUGUACCUUUCAUCCCACUUUACAACGACAUUUACCUCUCAUGUUAUCUGAGGUGUGGCUCAUCAUCACCACUGUGUUGUGGGGUUAUAAACCUAUCCAGAAGUUACUGUGUUAUCCCGUGUUGAAGUACUGCAGCUGACUGUACCUUUCAUCCCACUUUACAACGACAUUUACCUCUCAUGUUAUCUGAGGUGUGGCUCAUCAUCACCACUGUAUGUGUCACAAAUACUGUGCAUUUAUCCAUAUGUACCCGGAGCAUGUCAGCAAUGCCUUCAUAGCUGCUAAUGUGUAUGUGAACGUUUAUCUGUGAAGUAAACAUAAUGACAAUGUGAUUAUAUAUAUAACAUGGUUGAAUCAGUCCAACAGUGGUUCAUGCCAUAUUUCAGCCUUUUAGCCGUAGUCAUUCAGUACAACACUGUGUGUUAGACAUUAGCAUCCCCGUAGUCAUUCAGUACAAGACUGUGUGUUAGACAUUAGCAUCCCCGUAGUCAUUCAGUACAAUACUGUGUGUUAGACAUUAGCAUCCCGUAGUCAUUCAGUACAAUACUGUGUGUUAGACAUUAGCAUCCCCGUAGUCAUUCAGUACAAUACUGUGUGUUAGACAUUAGCAUCCCCGUAGUC